Molecule: messenger RNA, 1038 nt
Organism: Fusarium sp. VM40
Lineage: Eukaryota; Fungi; Ascomycota; Sordariomycetes; Hypocreales; Nectriaceae
Source: the annotation of a GenBank genome assembly
AUGGAGCCCAGAUCCCUCAUUCCAUCAUGGAGCACCACUCCCAUUCCCAAUAUCACACUCUCCGCCAGCGGCCUUCUCGUCCUCGCCGAUCUCCGAACAAUAUCUCGCCGCACAGCUCUCACCGGUGGCUCCUCAUGGAUUGACGCCCUUGUUCUCGCUCCUGGCCUACAUUACCAACAAGCAUGCGAUGACCUCGAGCGUGAGGCCCCCGUCGGCUUGAUAGCGCUGUCUACACAGGCUCUCGGGGAGAUGCAAUACGCCGUGAAGAAUACUAUGACCGCAAAUUACCUCAAGAGUCUUUGUAUGGAUGGUGCUCAGGAGAUUGUCACGCUAAAUGUUGGCUUGGAUACGCCAUGGGAUGUCAUCAAGAUUCUUGGGAAAGUGAUCAAGAAUCGCAGAGUCACAGACGAGGAAGAGGAAGAGGAAGAUGACGAUGCAGACCACGAUGAUUGGGCUUCCCUAUCCGAUGUAGAUUGGCUAAGCCACCUCUUCUAUCUCGGCAGUCCGCUGAUAACUUCCACAUCGAUCGCCUUCAUGGUCAUAUUUGAAGACUGGUGGGGUCUCGCCAUUCUUCUCACUCUCAUCACCUCGCGCAUCCUCAACAUCUGGGCCAUAAAACAACGAAUGACGCCCUCAACUUCCUCCCCCGAAAGUAUCGCCAUGACAGAGUAUCGCAUCGACCUUGGCGGACACAGCGUUCGUCUACGCGGUCCCGACGCCGACUUACAAGCUCUCGUAACACACGCCUGGCUACGUGCGCAGUCGAGCCUCGAAGGUUAUCUCGAAGCAACGGCCAAGCUGAUGGUAUACAUGUCCGCUGCCCUGGGAGGAAACAUGACGCAGGCGGGUUCGAUAGUACUUAUUGGUUUGCUGGUUUUGAGCGCAGCGCUAUUAGGUCUUAGUAAUGCGCAUGCCCGCGGAUUUCGCAUGCAUGGACGGUAUGCGAUGCCGCAAAGGAAGAGGGCAAAGGCUAUUGCUAAAUCAUUGGUACCAGAUAGUCAGAGUAGUGCGAGAAGCAUAGAGAACCAACUAGUUUAG